CUUAAAAACAGCGAGUCUAGAAACAUCUCUUAGCCUCAAAAUCAGAUUAGAUUACCUUCUUCUUCUUCUUCUUCUUCUUCUUCUUCUUCUUCUUCAGUCACCGAUUUGAUCGAGAAAAUGAGUUGGUGGUGGGCUGGCGCCAUCGGAGCUGCCAAGAAGAAACUCGACGAAGAUGAGCCGACGCAAAGCUACGAGAGCGUCGCACUCAUCAUCGGCGUCACCGGAAUCGUCGGAAACAGCCUGGCCGAGAUCCUCCCUCUCUCCGAUACACCCGGCGGUCCAUGGAAAGUCUACGGCGUCGCUCGCCGUCCUCGACCUAGCUGGAACGCCGAUCAUCCAAUCGAUUACAUCCAGUGUGAUGUCUCCGACGCCGAAGAAGCCCGAUCCAAGCUUUCCCGUCUAACCGACGUCACACACGUCUUCUACGUCACCUGGACCAACCGAUCCUCCGAGACCGAAAACUGCGACGCGAACGGCUCAAUGCUCCGCAACGUCCUCCGUGCCGUCCUCCCAAACGCGCCGAAUCUCCGCCACGUUUGUCUCCAGACGGGGACCAAACACUACAUCGGCCCUUUCGAUAACCUCGAGAAGAGAUCUCAGCGUCACGAUCCGCCGUUCACGGAGGAUAUGCCGAGAUUGCAGAUCCAGAAUUUCUAUUAUACUCUGGAGGAUGUUCUGUUUGAAGAGAUCAAGAAGAAAGAAAGCGUGACUUGGUCUGUGCAUAGACCCAACACGAUCUUCGGAUUCUCUCCGUAUAGUUUGAUGAACAUUGUGGGUACUCUCUGCGUCUACGCGGCGAUAUGUAAGCACGAAGGGUCUAAGUUGGUUUUUCCGGGGAGCAAGAAGGCGUGGGAAGGUUUCACGGCAGCUUCAGACGCGGAUUUGGUGGCGGAGCAGCAGAUUUGGGCUGCGGUUGAUCCUUACGCAAAGAACGAGGCGUUUAACUGCAACAACGCUGAUAUGUUCAAGUGGAAACAUCUUUGGAAGGUUCUUGCUGAGCAGUUUGGGAUCGAGGAGUAUGGAUUCGAGGAAGGGAAGAAUCUGGGGUUGGUGGAGAUGAUGAAAGGGAAAGAGAGAGUGUGGGAGGAGAUGGUGAAGGAGAAUCAGUUGCAGGAGAAGAAGCUUGAUGAAGUUGGUGUGUGGUGGUUUGCUGAUGUUAUACUUGGUGUUGAAGGAAUGAUUGAUAGUAUGAACAAGAGCAAAGAACAUGGCUUCCUUGGUUUCAGGAACUCCAACAACUCUUUUAUCUCUUGGAUUGACAAGUACAAGGCUUUCAAGAUCGUUCCUUGAUUCAUCUUUUCUUUGAAAGAUGUUUCUCUGUUUUCUUCUUCGAUUUCAUGUUCAUGUUUCUCCCAAAAUCUCAGUUUUUUUUUGUUGUCUGCAAAAAGAUCAAAUAAUAGCGGAUUUGCCUUUUGUCUGUAAUUUUUUUUCUUCUAUGAAUAUUCCAUCUCUACUCUUGUAAACCCUUUUGAACCCU
Molecule: messenger RNA, 1477 nt
Organism: Eutrema salsugineum
Lineage: Eukaryota; Viridiplantae; Streptophyta; Magnoliopsida; Brassicales; Brassicaceae
Product: 3-oxo-Delta(4,5)-steroid 5-beta-reductase
Exons: 2
Coding region: 118-1290 (390 amino acids)
Source: RefSeq, a predicted model, not a curated record